GUUUCAGUAGUCACUGCACUAAUACUUAGUUUAUUUUUAAUAAUGUGAGAAUAAUCCAUCCGCAGUUUUAAAGAAAGCCCAAAUCGUAGUGUCAAAAGUUUUCCAAAAAAACAUUUUUUUUCGGGUUAUCUGAAGAGAAAAUAAUUUAUUAUUUCAAAAACAUAGCAAAAAGCAGACUUUUGUAUUAUAAAUUAAUAUAUAUUCUUGUUGUGUGUUUUUUAUUGCUUAUCAAAGAAUCAUUGAUGCAGUUUAUCUUCUAAACUGUAAAUGCAAUUGUGUUUAAACACAAACAUGAUAACUUUAAAUGCUCUCAAGCAUAUCAUUGGAUCAUGGAAAAGCAUUUCUCGAAACAGAUUAUCAAGAGCUACCGUAUCAGGAAACACAUAUAUCAAAAUAAUCGCCAGAUCAAUAUCGACAGUGGAUCCUAAGGAAGUUGAAAACAUGUCUAGAGUGGCACACAAGUGGUGGGAUGAGAAUGGUCCAACAAAAGCCCUUCAUUUGUACAAUCCGCUCAGAAUACAACUUGUAAAAGAUGGAUUGGUAAACGCCGGAAUCAAAAUGCAGAAUUCAGAUCUUCCGUUAAAAGAAAUGAAGAUUGCGGAAGUUGGCUGCGGCGGAGGUAUAUUGACUGAGGCUUUAGCUAGAAUAGGAGCGCAAGUAACCGGAAUAGAUGUAUCGGCAGAAUUAUUAAACAUUGCUAAAGAACAUGUAAAAUUGGAUCCCAAUAUAUCAAAGAGAGUGAAUUACAUUCAGACAACCGUGGAAGAUUUCGCCGAAAACGAGAGAGAAACAUAUGAUGCUGUUGUAACUUCUGAAGUUUUGGAGCAUGUAACAGAUCCACAAAUGUUUUUAAAGGAAUGUGUGAAAAUUGUGAAACCUGGCAAGUCGAUUUUUAUAACGACGAUAAACAGAACUCUAACAUCUUGGCUAUCCACUAUUGUAGCAACCGAAUAUAUUUUCGGAGCUAUACCUCGUGGUACUCAUACAUGGAGUAAAUUUAUUGCUCCGCACGACGUUCAACAUAUAUUAAAAAAUUAUGGCUGCGAAAUGAAAUUGAUUUAUGGCUUUAAAUUCAAUUCACUGAUAAACAAGUGGUCUUGGUCGUCCACUACACCUACUUUUUAUGGACUUCAUGCAAUCAAACAAAACAAAAGUAGCAUAUAGAUAGUAAGUUUUUAAAAAGUACAACUUUCGUUAUUACUAAAUACAAAAUGAUGUUAUAUUCUUUUAUCGUUUACCAGUUAUGUAUUAUAAUUAUAAUAGUGACUG
Wasmannia auropunctata (little fire ant) is the source of this 1269-nucleotide messenger RNA. RefSeq names its product hexaprenyldihydroxybenzoate methyltransferase, mitochondrial-like. Bases 268 to 1164 code for a protein of 298 amino acids. Gene Ontology annotation, biological process: ubiquinone biosynthetic process. Lineage: Eukaryota; Metazoa; Arthropoda; Insecta; Hymenoptera; Formicidae. Gene Ontology annotation, molecular function: 2-methoxy-6-polyprenyl-1,4-benzoquinol methyltransferase activity. The transcript is spliced from 6 exons. The record is from RefSeq and is a predicted model, not a curated record.